Molecule: messenger RNA, 213 nt
Organism: Blepharisma stoltei
Lineage: Eukaryota; Ciliophora; Heterotrichea; Heterotrichida; Blepharismidae
Source: the annotation of a GenBank genome assembly
AUGACCAAUGUAGGGAUAUAUAGUAUAGAUAUUCAAACAGAUAAAAUAUUUCUUAAAAUCUGUAUUAAGAUCUUUGGAGUUUUUUUUUUGGUAAAGCUUAAUAAAAACAUUGAAGAAAAUGUGCAAAUACAAUACCCUAAAAUGGCAAUAAUCCCAAAAAACCAAAUCUCUGUAAUUUCGAACGCCUCAAAAAGGUUGUUCAGAUUAAAAUAA